AUGUUCGCCCAGAUACCACAGAAUUCUCACGGAUCAGGCAUGUCCUGUAAUAAUCCGGAUCUUUAUGAGGAAGUCAAGCUUUUUCGAACAGCAAGAGAACGAGAAAAGUAUGACAACAUGGCUGACCUUUAUGCUGUCAUCAAUACACUGCAAAGUUUAGAGAAAGCCUACAUCAAAGAUGCUGUGCAACCCAAAGAGUAUACGGCUGCUUGUUCCAAACUGCUUGUGCAAUACAAAGCUGCAUUUAAGCAAGUCCAGAGCACCACUUUCCCAACAGUUGAGGAUUUUAUGAAGAAAUAUCGGCUUGAUUGUCCAGCUGCUUUGGAGAGGAUCAAAGAAGACCGUCCGAUUACCAUCAAAGAUGAUAAAGGCAACACCAGCAAAUGUAUAGCAGACAUAGUUUCUUUGUUCAUUACUAUCAUGGACAAAUUAAGACUGGAGAUUCGUGCUAUGGAUGAAAUUCAACCAGAUCUAUGUGAACUUAUGGAAACGAUGACUCGACUUAGUUUGUUACCUCAAAAUUUUGAGGGAAAAGAAAAAGUGUCCAAAUGGUUGACCACACUGAGUGGGAUGCAGGCAUCCGAAGAACUCAAUGACAGCCAAGUUCGACAGAUGAUAUUUGACCUGGAAUCUGCCUACAAUGCCUUUAAUCGAGUUCUCCAUAAUGUCUAA
Molecule: messenger RNA, 672 nt
Organism: Acanthosepion pharaonis
Lineage: Eukaryota; Metazoa; Mollusca; Cephalopoda; Sepiida; Sepiidae
Source: the annotation of a GenBank genome assembly